Messenger RNA from Haplochromis burtoni (Burton's mouthbrooder), 486 nucleotides. It is a transcript of the gene tnni1c, whose product is annotated as troponin I, skeletal, slow c. The record is from RefSeq and is a predicted model, not a curated record. The transcript has 4 exons. Gene Ontology annotation, biological process: muscle contraction. Bases 1 to 486 code for a protein of 161 amino acids. Lineage: Eukaryota; Metazoa; Chordata; Actinopteri; Cichliformes; Cichlidae. Gene Ontology annotation, cellular component: troponin complex.
AUGCAAGAUUUCCGCGUCACGCAAGCUAUCACUAAAGAUGACACAAAUGAAAACCUCUUUGACUUUUUCGAGAUCCUUCUCCUGACUCGUGCCACGGAAGACUUGGAGGCCGAGAAAACUGCAAAUGAGGAACAGGUUCGAUACCUGAGGGAGAAGCUUCCACCGCUGCAGCUCAGUGGGUUAAACAUUGAUGAUCUGCAGAUCAACAAGUUGAAGCUAAAGGUACAGGACCUUGGAGGAAAGUUUAAGAAACCAGCUCUCAGGAAGGUGAGAGUGUCAGCAGAUGAGAUGUUGAAAGCUCUGUUUGGAUCGAAAACUAAGGGCUCCAUGGAUCUGAGGGCCAAUCUCAAGUCUGUAAAGAAAGAAGACAUCAAACAAGAGAAGGAGCUGACGAUGGAGGUGGGUGACUGGCGUAAAAAUGUGGAGGCCAUGUCUGGUAUGCAGGGCAGGAAGAAGAUGUUUGAUGCUGCUGGUGGGGCCCAGUGA